Macaca mulatta (Rhesus monkey) is the source of this 970-nucleotide messenger RNA. RefSeq names its product DPY30 domain containing 2 (gene DYDC2). Gene Ontology annotation, cellular component: Set1C/COMPASS complex. The record is from RefSeq and is a predicted model, not a curated record. Lineage: Eukaryota; Metazoa; Chordata; Mammalia; Primates; Cercopithecidae.
AGAGGAGGUGGUGUGCAGGAGGGAGAGCGCGCACGAGGUGGCGGAGAGGGAAUGCGAGAAGGGGAGCGCGGCAGAGAGAAGCGGGCGCGCUCCAAGGGGCGGGGGCCGGGAAGGAGGGGGCGCGUAGGAGCGGGGCGCCAAGCAGAGAGGAGCGGGCACGCUGGAGCGGGGUGUGCGCACGAAGGGUCGAGGAAAGGCAUAUGUGCCGGCGCGCAGGCUGCCAGGAUGGAAACUAACUACCUAAAGAGGUGCUUUGGAAAUUGCCUGGCCCAGGCACUGGCAGAGGUGGCGAAGGUUCGGCCCAGUGACCCAAUAGAAUACCUGGCUCACUGGCUUUAUCAUUAUGAGAAAACAGCGAAAGCAAAAGAAAAGAAUAGGGAAGAGAAGAUCCAGCUGCAGGAGGAAUAUGACAGUAGCCUCAAGGAAAUGGAAAUGACAGAAAUGCUGAAACAGGAAGAGUAUCAGAUUCAACAGAACUGUGAAAAGUGUCACAAGGAACUGAAUUCUGAAACUGUUUCCACAAAGAAGACCAUAUUCAUGCAGGAGGACACAAACCCCCUUGAGAAGGAGGCCUUGAAGCAGGAAUUCCUGCCAGGUACUUCCAGUAUGAUUCCAGGAAUGCCUCAACAGGUUUCUCCUUCAGAGUCUGCUGGCUAGAUUGACUGGAACUUCAAAAUGCCAAAAGAAAUAAAUUACAAGGAGGCUUUUCAGCAUGAAGUUGCUCAUGAAAUGCCUCCUGGCUCCAAAUCUCCUUCUUAGGUUACCAGAAGGUAGAUGCUUCUGAUUUACUUCUCUCAAAGCUGGAAGCCAAGUAAAUGCCAGCUAGAACCAAGAUUUAAGGGGCUGUAAAAGGAGAGUUCAGGGACUCUCCAGCCUACUCCUGUUCUGAAAAACCUUUAAUCAUGUGAAUAUUUGAACUAGUUAUAGGAUAAAAUAAACUCAGAAUAUGGAUUUUAAAUAAGUAAACAAA